AUGCUGGCCGUUGCGGCCAACGAUGCCGAGAGGAGGGAGGCGGCCCUCGCACUCGUCGACGCCGAGAAGGGGGAGGCGUCCACCGAUGUUGACACGCAGGAGGAGGAAUGCGCCGACAUCGAUCCAGAAGAGGAGGACCACGGGGAGCAGAAGGGUGCCAGCAGCCACGGCCAGGCCCGCUUUUUGAUCGGGAUCACCGCUUUGGUCAUCUCCGCCCUGUCCAACUCGAGCCAGUCUGUGACGAUGAAAAUGGCUGGGCGUGCGGGCUGCCAGGCAUUAGUUGCUGCAACGGCGCGAUUCACGAUCCAGACCGUAGUCUCGUGCUGGAGCUUGGGGGGCGUCGUCAGUCCAGCGCGCGACAUUUGGACCAUUGGCGACAGCAGGAGAUUUUGGAUCAUAGUACGCUGUCUGGCCGGCAGCUUGAACUUCGCCAUCUUCUCUGUCGUAGUGACGUCGAUGGCCGUAGGAGAAGCAACUAUGAUCAAGUACGCGUCACCACUCUUUCUUCUUCGGUGA
Messenger RNA from Prorocentrum cordatum, 516 nucleotides. The record is from the annotation of a GenBank genome assembly. Lineage: Eukaryota; Dinophyceae; Prorocentrales; Prorocentraceae.